UCGGGGCCGGGCCCGCUCCCCGCCCACAGGCCCGGCGGGCCGGGGUCAGGCCACCGCCGGCCUCGCCUCCCGCCCGCCCCCGCCAUCUUAAACCGCUACGCGCCGGCGGCGAGGCGAGGCCGGCGGUCCCGCUGUCCGGGGAGAUGGCGGAGACGAGCACGGAAGCUCGGACGUGGCUGCUGCGGCCGCCCACGGCCACCGAGCUGCUGCUGGUGGCCCUGUGCUGGCUCGGCUGCUACUGGCUGCUGCGGCGGCGGCCGCGGCCGCUGUCGGGGCUGCCGCCGGGCCCCGCGCCCUGGCCGCUCGUGGGCAACUUCGCCUUCGCCCUUCUGCCGCCUCCGCUGCUGCGCAGGUGGGCGGUGGAUGUGAAGGGCGACCGGCUCUCCCCCGCCUUCUCGCCCCACGUCUUCCUCACCGGCCUCACCAAGAUGUACGGCAGCAUCUUCCGGCUCUUCGUGGGCAACCGCCCAUUCAUCAUCCUCAACACUUUCGGGGCGGUGCGGGAGGCGCUGGUGCAGAAGGCGGAGGUGUUCAGCGACCGGCCCUCCGUGCCCAUCGUCCUCAUGAUCACCCACCACAAGGGUGUUAUUUUUGCACCUUAUGGCCCUGUCUGGAAGCAACAGAGGAAAUUCUCUCUGUCAACACUGCGUCACUUUGGAGUAGGGAGACACAGCUUAGAGCCUAAAAUCAUUGAGGAGUUGAACUUUGUAAAGGAGGAAAUGCUGAAGCACGGAAAGAAUUCAUUUAAUCCCUUCCCAAUCAUUCGCAAUGCAGUGUCCAAUAUUAUCUGUUCCAUGGCCUUUGGCAAGCGCUUUAACUACGAAGAUGAGGAGUUCAAGACGAUGCUGAAGAACAUGGCCCGAGCCCUGGAGCUGAGUGUGAACAGCUACAUGAUCCUGGUCAACAUCUGCCCGUGGCUCUACUACCUUCCCUUUGGGCCUUUCCGCGAGCUUCGGCAAACUGAGUUAGACAUUACUGCCUUUCUGAAGAGAAUAAUUGCCCAGCACAGGGAUACACUGGAUGCAGCAAAUCCCAGGGACUUCAUUGAUAUGUACUUCAUCCAUGCAGAGGAAGAGAAGAACAACAAGGAGAGCAGUUUUAAUGACGAUUACCUUUUUUUUAUCAUCGGUGAUCUCUUCAUCGCCGGCACUGAUACCACUUCCAACACAUUGCUGUGGUGCCUGCUCUACAUGUCUCUUUACCCUGAAGUACAAGAGAAAGUUCAUGCAGAAAUCGAAGCAGUUCUAGGACGUGAUAAAGUUCCCUCUCUUGCUCACAAGGCUCAAAUGCCCUUCACAGAGGCAACCAUUAUGGAAGUGCAGAGGAUGACUGCAGUUGUUCCCCUUUCUAUUCCUCGAAUGGCCUCAGAAACUGCUGUGCUCCAGGGAUAUACUAUUCCUAAGGGUAGUGUGAUUGUGCCCAACCUGUGGUCAGUACACAGGGAUCCUAACAUUUGGGAGAAGCCAGAUGAAUUUCAACCAUCAAGAUUUCUGGAUGAAAAUGGCCAGCUAAUAAAGAAAGAGUCAUUCAUUCCUUUUGGAAUGGGUAAACGUGUGUGCAUGGGAGAGCAGUUGGCAAAAAUGGAGCUGUUCUUGAUUUUUUCAAGUCUUAUGCAAAGUUUUACCUUUAUGUACCCUGAAAAUGCUGCAAAACCAUCUAUGGAGGGAAGGUUUGGUCUAACUUUAGCUCCAUGUCCAUUCAACAUAAUAGCUUUGAAGAAAUGAUACAGUGUCAAAAAAGAUUAAGCAAAGAAAUACUGCACUUUUAAAAUACAGCUUUUUUAUUAUUAUUAUUUCCAUCUUAUUUUGUUACUUUCUUUCCAGAAAUUAACCCCAACUGCACAGGCUUUCCUAGUCAGUAAGAAUGAUCCGUUUAGCCUUCUGGAAAGAAUUUUUUUGUCAGCUGUUGCAUUCCACAAAUGAACUGACAGCAUAGUUUUUAAUUUGAUAUUAAAACUUGGUGGGCUUAACAUCUGUCUGUUAUGGUCAGUUUUUCAAAUGUUGAUUAUGGGGGAAUGGUCCAAAACAUUUAUUACUGUUCUGGCAAAUAGUAAUUGUGAAAAAUUGUGAAAGCCACACAUAAAUAUUUCAUUUACCAAAGGAGUGAAGCACAUCAUGUAAUAUUAAAAGUAUUAAUGAGUUGUUAGCAUUUUCUGUGAAAAGAAAGAUUAUAACUGAGCUUAAAUAAUUAAUUACGCUUUUUGAAAAUUACCAAGUGACAUUACUUUUAACCUUGGAGGAUUCUUUUUUGCAACUAACUUAUAGAUGUAGUAGAUUGGAUCCAAAUAUCCUUGAGAUUCAGGGCACACUAUAAAAAAGCAGGUACCAAGCUGGAAAGGCCAGGAUUUGAGGCCAAAUGAAUCCUUGAAUAUGCCAUAUUCUCAUCAUGAAAUGAGUGUGCAGCAUCGGGAUGCAGAUGUUUUAUCUCAGAAUACAAACGAGAGCGGAAUUCUCUAACAGGAAACAGCAGAACUCUUUCUCUCUGGUGCCAAACAUAUUUAAGACAUCUGUGCUGCCUCUUGGCAUUCAUUGUUUACCUCAUGGCAGCAGUGGCUGCAGGCUGGACGGGACCAGCAGCUGCUCACUGGGGAAAACACUACAGUCUACAGUGUGUAGUCCUGAAGUCAAGGCUGGUGCUCAGGUUUUUCAUCCACAGGCAGUGUGGACGGUACUGCCACAACCUCUGCCUUUGGGAACUGGAGUCUUCAAAUAUGGCAUCACUAUAUCAGUACAAGUACUGUUUAUACAUUUACCAGGGAACAGGAGGAAGCUGACAAACUUGAGAUUUGAAUAUAAUGGCUCUCUCUUUAUUAUCUUCCAUAUAGAGUAAAAAUAUCUGUAGUUCAUGCAGCAUUAGUGUAUCAGUACUUUUUUCACAUGCAGAAUCUUAGUGCUCUUAACCACUGUCAAACCAGCUGUCAAGGAAAACUCAUGUUAAUUGUUUCAGAGCAGGACACUCAGUCUUGCCUUGUAUUUCAAACAUGGAAAGUCUUUUGGGGGACUAUAUAACAACUAACCUUUAAAUAGUUUUUUUUAAUAAUUCUUUAAUCUCUUUACACUCCUUUUGAUCUAUCAGAAUUUCAUAUCAUAUUAAUUAAGUUCUUAUGUACUCUUCUAAAGAUUUUUUCCCCCUCACUGAAGAUGUAGAGAAUACCCGGAGCCCUCCUAAUGUCAAGUUUACAAGACUGGAAUGUGAAUUUGAAUGUAAUUUAGAAUUGGGUAUUCCAAAGCAGAAACAAAACUCAAAUUGUGAAAGAAGAGACAACUUUUCAGCUUUAAAUUAAUGUCUGGUUUUGUCACUUUUAACCUUGAAGUUCUAAAAGCCAGGUAGUGCCUAACAAAGACUGUAAGAUAGUUAUUUUGCAUUUAAAUUAAGGUUUUCUGUUACCUGUUUUGAAUAACAGAGUGCCUUAAUUUUUGAAUUAUGUAUUUGGUUGGUCAGGUAUCCCACUGUUUGUGUGAAAACUUUCAAUUAUUUUCAGUUUAACUAGGUUAACUUUGGACUAUAUAGCCUUGUGGGUUUGGUUUUUUGGUAUGAAGUUUUUGAAAACUUAGUACAAUAAAAAGUUGAUUUUGGUACCAAUGCCAGUGAACUUGCUCUAAAACCGGACAGUACUGGAGAAUUAAGCACUUUAUUUAAUUUAAUUUUUUAUUUUCCAAUGAAUAAAUAGUUUCUGUAGAGUUGGGAUUUUUGUCUGGAAAUCAUAAAUUAUGCUUAAUUGAGAAGCUAAAAUUAAGUGCUGAUAAUAUUUAUCUUUCUGUUGAAAUGCCUCUUUAAACAACAUAAUGAUGUUGGUGUGCAACUGAUCACUUUUAUAAAAUACCUGUCCUUUUAAUGAAUGAGGACACAUUUGGAAAGCACUUUAGUAUUUUUUUACGGAUUCCAAAGAAGAUGCAAUUUACAUAAUCCCCUGGUAUGUGAAACUGUACAUAUUUGUGCUAGUUUUGCCUGCUGAGUUUACUUUAAAAUGUCACCUUUGAAAAUUAGCUUUCUACAAAUACAACUGUCCUGGUUUAGGACAAAUUAGGGGAAAUCUCCGAAAGGGAGUCCCCUAAAACAAACCUCCAACCACCCCUCCCCCAAUACCGGGUUCGGGAAGGAAUUCCUCGGAGGAGCAAAGUGGAAAAUAAAACCUAUUUAAUAACAAGUAACAAAGGAACACUCCCCAACACAAGAAAAGAAAAAGAAACCAGGCAGUGUUGUGGAGGGUGCUGAUCUUCUUCUCGCAGACUCCAGGGGGUCCUGGACGUCCCAGGUCAGGUCCGGAGCCGGUACGGUAUCUUCAGGGGAGGGUAAGAAAGAGGGAAAGGAAAAAAAAAGAGCGCAAAAGAAGGCAAGCCAGCCAAGCUAAGCAGCAGCAGCAAGCAAAAGCAAAAGCAGCCAGCAAGCUAAGCAGCAGCAAAAGCAAAAGCAAAAGCCGAGGUGCCCGGUCACCCUCACCCUCCCCGCCCCGCCGCAGCAAGACGGCCGGGGGGGGGGGGGGGGGGAAGAAA
Serinus canaria (Common canary) is the source of this 4493-nucleotide messenger RNA. RefSeq names its product cytochrome P450 2U1. The transcript has 5 exons. The record is from RefSeq and is a predicted model, not a curated record. Bases 144 to 1724 code for a protein of 526 amino acids. Lineage: Eukaryota; Metazoa; Chordata; Aves; Passeriformes; Fringillidae. Gene Ontology annotation, biological process: xenobiotic metabolic process. Gene Ontology annotation, molecular function: heme binding; oxidoreductase activity, acting on paired donors, with incorporation or reduction of molecular oxygen, reduced flavin or flavoprotein as one donor, and incorporation of one atom of oxygen; iron ion binding. Gene Ontology annotation, cellular component: cytoplasm; intracellular membrane-bounded organelle.